UCCGGAUGGAGGGCUGCUGUUGGAGACGUGGUGGCCAUCUUGGAUGCUCACAUAGAAGUCCAUGUGCAAUGGUUGGUCCAAGUGGAGUGAUCUGAGUUGUCACUGUCAAGUUGGCAGAGCCAUUGUUAGCUCGCAUUAAAGAGGACCGAACCGUGAUACUGACACCAGUGUUUGACAGAGUCAAUUUUGAUGAUUUGGCACUGACUCCCUACAUACCUGCGGCGGAUGCCUUCGACUGGGCUCUGUGGUGCAUGUAUGAGUCCUUCAGACCCGAGUGGUACGCUUUAAAGGACGAGUCACAACCUGGCAAGAGCCCCUCCAUCAUGGGGAUUCUUGUUGCUGAUCGCAAAUUCUUUGGAGAGAUCGGAAGUCUUGAUGGUGGAAUGAAAAUAUAUGGAGGUGAAAAUGUGGAGCUGGGCAUCCGGGUGUGGCUGUGUGGAGGAAGCAUAGAAGUCAUACCUUGCUCUAAAAUUGCCCAUAUUGAACGGGCCGUCAAGCCUUACCUCCCAGACUUGAGUGUAAUGGUAAAGCGUAAUGCACUGAGGGUGGCGGAGGUGUGGAUGGAUGAAUAUAAAUACAAUGUCAACAUUGCCUGGAACCUUCCCAUAGAGAAUCAUGGGAUAGACAUUGGGGAUGUAUCGGAGAGGAAAAAGCUGAGAGAGAGGCUGAAUUGCAAGCCCUUUAAGUGGUAUCUGGAUAAUAUUUACCCCUUGCUGGACCCUCUGCAUGACCUGCUAGGUUAUGGAGCGGUGAGUAGAAACAAUAUCAAAUGUGACCGCUGCAUUUGA
Molecule: messenger RNA, 788 nt
Organism: Micropterus dolomieu (smallmouth bass)
Lineage: Eukaryota; Metazoa; Chordata; Actinopteri; Centrarchiformes; Centrarchidae
Product: probable polypeptide N-acetylgalactosaminyltransferase 8
Exons: 5
Coding region: 252-788 (178 amino acids)
Cellular component (GO): Golgi apparatus
Source: RefSeq, a predicted model, not a curated record